UAGAAUCUUUUACAUACUUAUAAUUUUUGUUGUUGAGAAGGAGGAUUAUGUAGUGUUUCGUUUCGUGUGUUGUUGUUGUUCUCUUCUUCUCCUCCUUCCCCCUUUCACAAUCACAAUCACGUUGAUUAAAGCUAAAGCCUUCGUUGAUGCUACUUCCCAUUUACCCUUUCUCUCACUCACUCUCUGGCUUUUCUCGCCGUUUCUAAACAACACCUUCCCUUCCUUUGAGACUUUUCUCUAAAAGAGAGAGAGAGUUGUUGAUUCUCUUUCUUGGUGGCCAAACUUGAAGAGAGUCUCCCCCAUCUGUGACAUAUAUAAUAUCUCUGCAAUGCAGACGAUUGGUGCCAUCAAGUCUUAUCAUCACCAAGCUCAGCAUUUGGUUAACAACUAUCUCUUAGCUGAUCCCUUUAUUCCUUACACCUCUGUUCUCACCGGCAUUUUCCUUUGCAAAGUGGUCUAUGAUCUUUGUCACUUUGUCAGCAACUCACAUUCCAAGACAUAUAUCAUCCUUACCAAAAUUCAGAGAAUCGAAUGGAACAACCGUGGUAUCUCAACAGUUCAUGCUCUUUUUAUCUCUGCUCUCUCUCUCUACUUUGUCUUCUGGUCCGAUCUCUUUUCCGACAGGUGGCAUAACGAUCUUGUUGUGUUCCGGAGCUCACGUCUUUCCUCUCUUGGUUUAGGAUUAUCCAUUGGUUACUUCAUUGCUGAUCUUGGGAUGAUCUUCUGGAAGUAUCCUGCUUUGGGUGGACUUGAGUAUAUUGUGCAUCACUCGCUAUCAGGGGUAGCUGUUGCCUACUCCUUGUUUUCUGGGGAAGGGCAGUUGUAUACCUACAUGGUCCUCAUUUCUGAGAUUACAACCCCAGAGAUCAACUUGAGAUGGUACCUGGACACAGCUGGUAUGAAGAAGUCAAUGGCAUAUGUUGUCAAUGGCGUUUUCAUCUUCUUGGCUUGGCUGGUUGCUAGGAUUCUACUAUUCAUAUACAUGUUUUAUCAUGUCUAUCUCCACUACAACCAGGUUAUGAGGAUGCACAUCUUCGGAUACGCUCUGGUAUUUGGUGUACCAGCUGCACUAGGUAUCAUGAACUUGGUAUGGUUCGGUAAGAUUGUGAGAGGGGUGAAGAAAACGUUAGCAAAGAGAUGUGAAUGCUGAGAUUGGUGAGAGUCCACCUCGCAAUGUUGUACCAUCAGACCAAAUCAUCAUUUUCUUCUACUUCUGACAUAUGUCUCUUCUCUCUAGUGUAAGUAGUCUUUUUGUAUGAUGGAGAAAAACAAAAAAAUGAAACGAUCCUCUGACGUCUUUGUAAAUGAUCUCUUUACGUUUUUUAUUAUACGAUGUAACUCUGUUUUCGUUCUAAUAUCUUUAUCCCUAGGGUUUAAUGUCU
Messenger RNA from Raphanus sativus (radish), 1382 nucleotides. RefSeq lists its product as uncharacterized. The record is from RefSeq and is a predicted model, not a curated record. The transcript has 9 exons. Lineage: Eukaryota; Viridiplantae; Streptophyta; Magnoliopsida; Brassicales; Brassicaceae. Gene Ontology annotation, cellular component: endoplasmic reticulum; membrane. The coding region runs from base 329 to 1150 and encodes 273 amino acids. Gene Ontology annotation, biological process: lipid homeostasis.